Temnothorax curvispinosus is the source of this 1447-nucleotide messenger RNA. RefSeq names its product lysosomal aspartic protease-like. Gene Ontology annotation, molecular function: aspartic-type endopeptidase activity. NCBI's taxonomy places the organism in Eukaryota, Metazoa, Arthropoda, Insecta, Hymenoptera, Formicidae. The record is from RefSeq and is a predicted model, not a curated record. Gene Ontology annotation, biological process: proteolysis. The coding region runs from base 62 to 1186 and encodes 374 amino acids. The transcript has 8 exons.
UAUAACGGUCCUAAAACGAUUUCGACUUUUGUAGCUUCAGUCGCCGAGAAAUUUAAGAAACAUGUGUCGGCUCUUCGUGACGAUGAUGGUGAUCACGGUAAUCAAUUUCGCGUCAAUCAACGCAGAGUUGCAUAGAAUUCCGUUACACAAGACAUCCUCUGUUGGAAAAUUUUCGACGGAAACUAUGAUACAACUCCGUUCGGGUACGGCAAACGUAUCUCUGAUUAAUUACCUAAAUAUUCAAUACUACGGUACUAUCGAAAUUGGAACUCCACCGCAGACAUUUAAAAUAGUUUUCGACACUGGUUCCUCAGAUCUCUGGGUACCAUCCAAAAACUGCAACAUCAGCCAACCUGCUUGCUUAAAGCAUAAUAAAUAUGAUAAUACAAACUCCACCACAUACGUGGAAGACGGACUUACAUUUGAUAUUCCUUACCACGAUGGCAGAGUGUACGGAAACUUAUCUAAUGAUGACGUAAUCAUUGCUGGCCUUAAGGUUUCAUUCCAGACAUUCGGAGAAGCGCUCGAUUUCUCGACAAGUUUUUGGGACCAUGCACAAUGCGACGGCGUUCUGGGAAUGGGUUAUCCAGCCUUAUCUGCCUUCGAAGAGCCUACUGUCUUCCAAAACAUGAUUGAUAAGCACGUGGUGUCCCGACCAAUUUUUAGCUUCUAUCUAAAUCGAAAUCACACGGACGUGAUCGGCGGUGAACUGAUAUUGGGUGGCACCGAUUCUUCCCAUUACGAGGGCGAGUUUACGUAUGUUAAUGUUACUGAAAAAAAAUACUGGCAAAUUACCAUGGAUAAGUUUCAAAUAAAAAAUUACACCUCUUGCUCGGAAGGCUGUCAAGCUAUCGUCGACACGGGCGCUUCUAUGAUAGGUGGACCACCGCAGACUAUCGCAGCUCUUAACAUAGAGAUCGGUGUUGAUCAUGGGAUGGUGGAGUGCGACGAGAUUUCUAAAUUGCCCGAUAUCAAUUUCGUCAUAGGUGGUAAGACGUUUCGACUCACUGGUCAAGAUUAUAUCUUGAAGAUCACAGGAGGCGAAAUAGAUGUUUGCAUUCCCGCCUUCCAAGGUGUUAUUCCGGUUAAUGGUAUAGAGUGGGUUUUGGGCGAUGCAUUUGUUGGUCGGUACUACACCGUAUUUGACAUGGGGGACGACCGAGUGGGAUUCGCCAUUGCAAAAUAAAUUUUGAUUGCCUUCUCAUGAAGUUAUCAUUAAAUAUUAGAAAAUCUAAGUGACAUUACUAAACAAAUAAGUCAUAGUUUUUUUAGAAUAUCGACCGACAUAUGGUUUGUAAUUUUAUUUGGAUUAUUUAUAUGAUAUAUUUUUAAAUUAAUACGUAUGUGAGAAUUAGAAGAAAGAUAUGCGAUAUUUAUUCUAUCAACAAUAUGGUACAUCUUGUUCUUUCGGCAACUAUCGAAUUGUUAAAUAUUGCGAAUACAACUU